AUCUGUGCCCUUGGGUCUCUCAGGGGGUUGGCUUAACGUUCCACGGUUUACGUGGAGGCUGUGUGGGUUCCCAAGAGGCUGUACGAGGUAUGCAGACUGCUCCCAGGAACCGUGACCCCUCCAUGCGGUCACAGCCAGACGUGGAUGGAGGCCGAUGGGCUCAGGACCCUGGGCGUGGGCAGCUCCGGGACUCGGCUCCAUCACUCCCCAACGUGCGGUAUUCUAACGCUCGUGGCGAAUUGUGUUCGAGGGAAUCACCCAGUUCCUGGGGAGUCACUGGAAGACCUGGUUAUUAGCUGCACUGUGUCCCCACCCAGUGACUACGUUGAAGUCCUAAUUUCCAGAAGCCGUGAAUGUGCCUUAUUGGAAGUAAGGUCCACGUAAGAUGAGGUCACUAGGGUGGGCUGUGGUCUGACAGGACUGGUGUCCUUAGGAGGAGAAAUGUGGACACAGGUACACACUCACGGAGAAGCCACCUGAAUCUACAGGCACAGCCACAAGCCAGGGGGUACCAAGGACUUGCUCUGUCCUGGACGCCUGGCCUGCAGGACUGGUGUUCUAUAACAGGGGUUCUGAAAAGUGGUGACAUCUCCAGCUCUGAGAGGCAGACAAGCAAAUGUUGUUGCCCCACUGAUUACAGAGCCACUCAAAGCCCCAUGAUUUUAAGAGCCACAGGGCACCGAGUGCCAGCAAACACUCCUACGGACCCCUGGGCAUCACAUCCCUUGCUGGAAAGCCAGUGUGUUUUCGGACACAGUCGUUGGGAUGGGCAGAGGCUUUCCUUCCAUGGCCGAUGAUGGAGACCACAGUCUGUGGCCUGUCAGAGAAGGGAUGCCUCUGAUUCAAAGACCCACCCAAGCCCGUUUAUGGGUCUUGCACUCAAUGUGAAUAAAUUUAUAGGUCAAAUCUCCCAGAGUAAAAGAGAUCUUUAGUAACCUGAAAGGAAAAGUGUUUGGGGCAACAAUUCCAUGCUGUUUUCCUCACCUUUAAAUGGAGAUUUAAGACGGCCGGGCAACUAGGGUCCGCUCACCUUCCGUGCGGCUCCUAUGCUUCCCGACCCUGAUGACAGCGCAUAAUCAAACAGCUCAAUACAUGACGGUGAGAUUUGAUAAUGCGAUGGAGAUGUGGAGAUUGGAUUCUGACCUGCCUGGGGUCACACUGGACUGUCAGCGUCCAACUGACCUCAGGCAACAGGUGUGUGCCGAUGGACCUGCAGCUGGGAAUCUCCCGAGGGGGCCCCCAAGGUGGGGAGACCCCCUAAAUGGCACGGAAGACCACUUGUUCCCCAUCCAGCUGGCUGUGCUGGCCCACGGGUGUCUGCAUGGAAGCCAGUCCCCGGUCCCCCGGCACCGGCCGUGUGCCAAGCUGCAGGCCACAGGCCGAGCAGGGCCUGGAGCAGACCCACCCUGCGGCCGAGGCUUGGGGAUUGCAUCAGUCACGAUGGUGUCAGCUGCGGUGACAGCCCCACUAUUUCACAACCCAUCAGAUCCAGAAUCACCGAUUAUGAACUUAAGGAUGGAGCCAAGAAAUAGAACCCUGACCUGGAACCUCAAUGGAAAUGUUUCCAAGAUUGAGUGUGCCGUACAUUCAGGUCAUAUCACAAAGGCAAAAAACAACCGUUACUGCCAGUUCUACAUGGUUCCCUCCUGUGAGAUGACAAACUACAGUGUCACUGUCACCAUGACCACAGGUCAGCUGUUCUCAACGUCGAUUUUGUAUCCUAUGCAAGAAGGUAACCCCAGAGCAGCCGCCCAAGACCUGCACUGCAGGGUCCAUGACGUGGACUUCCUCACAUGCCACUGGGUGGUGGGGUCGGAGGCGCCGGAUGACGUGCAGUACUGCCUCUACAUGGAGGACCUGAAGACGUAUGCGCAGCAGGAGUGCCUACAUUACGGAGAGGAUCCGAGGGGCACACACGUCCGCUGUUAUUUCAAUGUCACCGGGCUACCCAAAGAGCUCCACUUCCUGGUAAAGGGCACCAGCAGGGGCUCCAGCAUCCCCUGUUCAGAACUCUGGGUGGACUUAAUGGAAACUGAGAGACUGAGGCUCCCCAACAUCACAGCAAGGUGUAAUAAAUCCCUUUCUGUCAUGGAGUGGAAAAUGGCAAGUCACUUCAAUGACAGAUUUGUCUAUAAACUUCAAAUACGAAAGGGCUCAGAUCCUCCCUACACGGAGAACCUGGUCUCAGAAAAUUCCUUUGUGCUCUACAACCCCGGAAUCUACACGGUGAGGCUACAAGCCCAGGGAGGCUUCCAGAACGUCUGGAGCGAGUGGAGCGCCACCCAGCGCUUUGAGUGCGACCCUGAGGAGGAGGCCCUGAGCCGCGCCUGGCUGGCCCCGUCGCUUUUGGCGCUGGUCACACUGCUGGCCCUGGGGCUCGUGCUCCUGAUCUGCACGAGCCGCUCCAGCCGGGUGCACCGCCCUGCUUUCGGCCGCGCGGGCUCCGCAGCCCCGGGGACACCAGGAGCCCAGGCCCCAGGGCGGCAUCCUGGGGCCCCCUCCCUCCUUCCUGCCCUGGGGCGCCGGUGCGGGGUGCAGCGAGGCUCGCCGGCGCGUACCACACACACGUCCCCACUGCUUCCCAUCUUGCCCGGACCCCACCCUCCGUAUCCUUCGGUACUCGGUGAUGCGCAGGCUCCUCCCGCCCAUCCCCCGCGUGAAGGACCCCAUCGGGGACAGCUCCCAGGGCGACAAGAUGAUGGUCUGGGAGGCCGGCAGGGACAGCCGGGAGGACUGUGCUGUGGCCGAGGUGCAGGUCGUGGGGGAGACGUGAAGUUGGCACUCGGCCCUUCUGCCGGACCUCAGCCGAGGGGACGUAAUGGCCAGAGACGCCAACAUGUUUCAUGGGGAGUUGCCGCUUUGGAACGAGUCCUCCUUUCCUGCUCACCCCUCAAUAAAGAGCGCUUUACUCACUCCCGGCCUGAGGGGGGAUCCAGCCCCUCACCCCGAGGCCCCGGACCCUCUUUCCUCCUGAAACCUGCUGGGCCCAGAUGCCCUCUAACACGUCUGGGAUUCAGUGGCCCUGCAGCCCCUCACAGCCCUGGGUACUUCCUCCCUGCACUUGGGCCGUCAGCUGCCCGACACACACGUUCUAUGUGAUAAGAACACCCACCCUCCACAAACCGAAGAGGCUGUCCAGGGACGGCAGAUGGGACAGAGCAUCUGGGCAGCAGGAAAGGGGGUGCAGCCCUGUGAUGGCCUGUGGGUGGGGCACGAGACACAAGCCGGCAGGGCCCUGCUCCUACGAUGUACCCACCACCCAUGGUGGUGGUGCUGGUAAUUCCUAACAAAGCCCUCCCUCCCUCCCAGGAGCCACCCAACUGUUAGCCCACAGGUGGUCCUGCUGUCCACAGAGGAACCAGGGCUUUCCUGAACCAUGCGAAGCACGUCUCCCCGAAUGGUACCAUUAACAUUUGAAGCUCAUACGGGGUGGAAGUCACUGUCCAGUGCAAGGCAGACUGACUGAGAAAAGCAGCCCUGUCCAGUGGCUGGCGUUUUAUCAGGUGACCCGCUACCUGCACAAGGCUCUCACAGAGUGACUGGCACAGCCUGCCGCUCCAGAAGUCAUGGGGCCUUUCUACCCCAGCCCACACUUUACAGGAAGUGGUCAGGGAUCCCCGUGCAGCCUGGGUGGGGCCCAUCCUCUGUUAUGCACAGAACACUGGCCGAGGCUGCAAGAUGCUCCAGCCUGGGCGGGCACACACCCACUUCGCAGUGGAUGCCUUCUGGCCAGACUAGCACAGACGUGGACCACCUAGCUGCCUGCAGCUUUGAGCUCCUCGGCAGGAACUCGGGCCAGUGUUAAUGCCCC
Manis pentadactyla (Chinese pangolin) is the source of this 3811-nucleotide messenger RNA. Its product is annotated as interleukin-3 receptor subunit alpha-like. Gene Ontology annotation, molecular function: protein binding; cytokine receptor activity. Gene Ontology annotation, biological process: cytokine-mediated signaling pathway. The coding region runs from base 1063 to 3099 and encodes 678 amino acids. The record is from RefSeq and is a predicted model, not a curated record. NCBI's taxonomy places the organism in Eukaryota, Metazoa, Chordata, Mammalia, Pholidota, Manidae. Gene Ontology annotation, cellular component: membrane; external side of plasma membrane. The transcript is spliced from 12 exons.